Lontra canadensis (Northern American river otter) is the source of this 3602-nucleotide messenger RNA. RefSeq names its product RIPOR family member 3 (gene RIPOR3). NCBI's taxonomy places the organism in Eukaryota, Metazoa, Chordata, Mammalia, Carnivora, Mustelidae. The coding region runs from base 108 to 2972 and encodes 954 amino acids. The transcript has 22 exons. The record is from RefSeq and is a predicted model, not a curated record.
CCAAUACAGCCUCAGAAUCCAUCUCAACUACACUGGAACCAACCUCCAUCCACCAGUUGGUGUUAGAACAUGAGCCAAGAUUGAUCUGCAAUUUCUCUUCUCAGCCCAUGGAGACAAGAAAACAGAAGGUGACGGCCAUGUCGGUGAGGCUGCGGUUCCUGUCCUCCGGGGACGCGGGGGCUGUCGGGGUCGUGGGCCGGAGCGCCUCCUUCGCGGGCUUCAGCAGCGCCCAGAGCCGGAGGAUCGCAAAGUCCAUCCAUGGGAACUCCGUGAGGUCUCGGAUGCCUGCAAAAUCCUCCAAGAUGUACGGCACGCUCCGGAAGGGGUCUGUCUGCCCCGACCCCAAGCCGCAGCAAGUGAAGAAGAUCUUUGAAGCCCUCAAGAGAGGCCUCAAGGAGUAUCUCUGCAUCCAGCAGGCGGAGCUGGAUUACCUGUCAGGUCGCCGCAAGGACACCCGCAGGAAUUCGAGGCUGGCUUUCUAUUAUGACCUGGACAAGCAAACUCGCUCUGUGGAAAGGCAUAUCCGGAAGAUGGAGUUUCACAUCAGCAAGGUGGAUGAGCUCUAUGAGGGCUACUGUAUCCAGUGCCGCCUGCGGGAUGGAGCCUCCAACAUGCAGAGGGCCUUCUCCAGGUGCCCGCCCAGCCGCGCCUCCCGAGAGAGCCUGCAGGAGCUGGGCCGCAGCCUGCAGGAGUGCAUCGAGGACAUGUGGCUCAUCGAGGCGGCCUUGGAGGUUCACCUGGGAGAGUUCCACAUCAGGAUGAAAGGCUUGGUGGGCUACGCACGCCUCUGUCCCGGAGACCAGUAUGAGGUGCUCAUGCGUCUGGGCCGCCAGCGCUGGAAGCUGAAGGGCCGGAUUGAGUCAGACGACAGCCAGACCUGGGAGGAGGAGGAGAAGGCCUUCAUCCCCACCCUGCACGAGAACUUUGAGAUCAAGGUGACAGAGCUGAGGGGCCUGAGUUCACUGGCAGUGGGCACGGUGACGUGCGACAUCACGGACUUCUUCACGACCAGGCCGCAGGUGAUCGUGGUGGACAUCACAGAGCUGGGGACCAUCAAGCUCCAGCUGGAGGUGCUGUGGAACCCGUUUGAUACUGAGAGCUUCCUGAUGUCACCCAGUCCCACAGGCAAGUUCUCCAUGGGCAGCAGGAAGGGCUCCUUGUACAACUGGACACCCCCAAGCACCCCCAGCUUCCGAGAGAGGUAUUACCUGUCUGUCCUGCAGCAGCCAGCGCAGCAGGCUUUGCUGCUGGGUGGGCCGAGGGCCACCCCCAUCCUCAGCUACCUAUCUGACAAUGACCUUCGGGGCCCGGGCCUACGGAGCCAGAGUCAGGAGCUGCCUGAGAUGGACUCCUUCAGCUCCGAGGACCCCCGAGACACGGAGACCAGCACCUCAGCCUCUACCUCGGACGUGGGGUUCCUGCCCUUGGCCAUUGGCCCCAACACCUCCAUUGAAGAGGAGGCCCAGGAGGACCCCCAGCCCCUGGGCCUCCUGCCAGAGAUAGCCCAUCUGGCUGGAGCCGCCUUCGUGGAGCAGCCUGGCUGGAGGAAUUUGGGAAUAGAGGACCCCGACCUGGCAGGAGGCUCCCCAGGGCACAACCAUACAGCCCCGGGCAGCCAGAAGGACCACGACAAAGGAGAACCCGAGGACAGAGUGGAUGGGCCAGAGGUGACCCUUGAGAGGCCCCUGCAAGAGGUCCUGGAUUUACUGCGCUCCGUGGACCCCCAGCCACAGCUGCGGGAGCUGGAGUACCAGCUUCUCAGCUUCAGGGACCGGCUGAAGCCCCGCGGAGCUCCCCAGGAGCACCCCUCCGCCGAGAGCCUGAUGGAGUGCAUCCUGGAGAGCUUUGCCUUCCUCAACGCUGACCUCGCCCCGCAGGAGCUGUCCCUAUUUGGGGGCUGCCCGGGUCCCCGAAAGGACAGGAUCCCGCUGCCCCCAAGGAAAGCGUCAUCUAGGGGGCUCACGGCCGGCACCCUGGAGCUGGACAGGCUGCUCACGAUCCACCUCCAAGUCUGCAAAGCUCUGCUGCAGAAACUGGCCUCUUCUAACUUGUCGAGGGUGGUCCAGGAGAGCCUUCUGGAAGAAGCUGCGCAGCAAAAGCAGGUUCUGGAGAUGCUUUCUGUGCUCGAUUUUGAGAAGGUCAGCCAGGCAACAUCCAUCGAAGAAAUCAUUCCCCAGGCCGCGCGGAGGAAGGGGUGCCUGAAGCUGUGGAAAGGGUGCACAGAGCCCGGCAGGGUCCUGUCCUGCGCCGCCACCGUGCUGCUGAACCAGCUCAAGAAAACGUUCCUGCACAGAGUCCGAGGGAAGUACCCGGGACAGCUGGAAAUAGUGUGCAGGAGGCUCCUGGAGCAGGUGGUCAGCUGUGGGGGGCUGCUCCCCGGAGCCGGGCCUCCCGACGAAGAGACGGUCACCUGGUUCCAGUUCCACAGCUACCUGCAGCGGCACAGCGUCUCUGACUUGGAGAAGCAUUUCGGCCGGCUCACCAAGGAAGUGACACUCGUCGAGGAGCUGCAGUGUGCAAGGCAGGGCAAGGCGGUCAGGAAGCUGCAGGGGAAGCGGCUGGGCCAGCUCCAGCCCUUGCCCCAGACACUGAGGGCCUGGGCGCUGCUCCAGCUGGACGGGCCCCCACGAGUGUGCAGGGCAGCCAGUGCCCGCCUGGCUGGCGCAGCCAGGAACAAGAGCUUUCGGGAAAAGGCUUUGCUCUUCUACACCAACGCUCUGACAGAGAACGAUGCCAAACUCCAGCAGGCCGCGUGUGUGGCGCUCAAACACCUCAGGGGCAUCGAAAGCAUCGAUCAGAUUGCCAGCUUGUGCCAGUCUGACGUGGAGGCCGUGAGAACAGCAGCCCGGGAGGCCACACUGUCAUUCGGUGAGAAAGGACGCUUGGCUUUUGAGAGGAUGGAUAAACUCUACUUGGAACAAAGAGAAGAGGCCUUCUGCCAGGAGGCGGAUGUUGAAAUCACAAUAUUUUAAGCCUUGGCUGAUGAACGCCAACGUUGGCAUCUUUGUCUUCGUUCCCACCCAGCCUUGACACAGGAACUGAGUUUGGGGUGGGGGGUGCGCUGCAUGCUCCCCACUAAGUGUGAGCUGGCCUGCGCUCCUCCCUCUGUCUCCAGGCCAGUCACGACUUCUAGGGGCACAAAUGAGGCCUUCCGUACUGGAGCAGAAGAGGCUGGCCAGCACUUUGAAGGUUGUAUGACUAACCACAUGACCAGCUUUUUGGUCCUGACAAUGUGUCUGACCUUCCCCAGUGAGCUGCAUGGCAAAAGGGCCAAGGCCAGGCAGGAUGAGGCCUGGAGCGAAAGGUUCCAAGAGGAAUGCACGGCACUUGGGGUUCUCCCUGCAGGUUCUGGUUCAGUAAGGACUGGGAAUGAACUGGCAAGCGGGCGGACUGCUCUUGCUGAGGAGGACACGGCGGGUCACAUCAGCAGCAGCGGGCUGUCCCCUCUGCGAGCUGGGGACAGUGGGAAGAGGGAGCUGGGGUUUCACAAUUCACGCUCUUAACCCGAGCUGCAGCCCAAAUGUUUCGCCGUGGAGCCUGCUGACCAUGGACCUUAUUCUCCCGUGUUCAACAGCACAAAGAAAAAAAUGCCACCGGCUGAG